AACAAAUUAAAAAAAAAAUCUCUCUAUAAAAUCUCGCUGAUCACUUGCUUCUUCUUACUCUCUCCCUACUCUCUCUGUUCUUCCCAGUGCCGCCAGGGCACUGUUUCUCUCAAUUCUAGAUGACUACGCACUCAGACCCUUCUGCUUCUGACCCCCAAAUGAUUGGGAAUGCCUUUGUGAAGCAGUUCUACACUAUUCUUCAUAAGGAACCAGCACAGGCUUAUAAGUUUUAUCUGGACUUGAGUGUGUUAAGCCGCCCUGGUCCUGAUGGUGUGAUGAAGACUGUGACUAGCCUUAAAGAGAUAAACGAGUUGCUUCUCUCAUUGGACUACCAGAGUUAUAGGGCUGAGAUAUCUUUCGCUGAUGCUCAAUUUUCAUAUGCAAACGGUCUGAUUGUAUUAGUUACUGGCUUUUUGAUUGGAAAGAAUGAUGUGAGGAGGAAAUUUACACAGUCAUUCUUUCUAGCUCCACAAGAGGGAGGCUAUUAUGUCUCAAAUGAUGUUUUUAGGUAUGUUGAUGACAAUGAACAAGUGGGUGUGGCAAAUAAUGAUGUCGAUGAGAGCACUCAAGCUGCUUUGUCCCCAGAACCUGAGCUAACUCACGUGCCAAAGAAUGCAGUGGCAAAUCACACUACUGUUCCUUCAGAUAAUAGUGGUAACAGUAGCAAAGAAGUCAGUCAUCCACUGGAGAACGGCAAGGUUUCUGUUUCGGAGAAUGAGGUUGUUGCUGAGCAGAUAGUGUCUUCAAGUGAAGAAAGUCAGUAUGAUUCUCAUCCUGCCAGUCAGACUGCUUCCCCUAAAAUUCAGGAUGAUGCUCCAAAGAAGUCGUAUCUAUCUGUUGUACAUGCAUUGACAAAGAAUUCUGCUCCAUUUAUUGUGAGAGCUCCACCUCCAAAACCUAAACCAAUGGAGCAGUCACGUAGAGCUGCAGCACCUGAGGCAUCUGCUCCUAAGAGCAAUAAGGCCUUGGAAAAGAACAAUGACGUUUCAGGCACGAAUACUUCUAUAUUUGUUGCAAACUUGCCCAUGAAUGCAACAGAGGAAUUGCUUGGCGAGAUUUUCACAAAAUUUGGACCAAUUAAACCCAAUGGUAUUCAAGUCAGAAGCUUUAAGGACAACAAAAACUGCUUUGGCUUUGUAGAAUUUGAAUCUGCUACUUCCGUGCAAAGUGCUGUUAUGGCUUCUCCUAUUACAAUUGGCAACAGAAAAGCUAAUAUUGAGGAAAAACGAGGAUCCAAUAAUGGUGUGAAACCAGGUCGAGGUGCUUAUAGAGAUGAAAAUGGUUACCAAAAUGACAACUUCAGGGGCCGCAGGAACUUCAGUGGUGGCCGUAACUUUGGAAAAACUGAAAGGGGCGAGUUCUCAGGUCAAACUCGUGGCAGUGCUGGGCGAAAUGGAGAUACUAACAGGAAAAUUUAUCAAAACGGGGGUCAAAGAGUUGCUCACCAGACUCAAACUGACAGUUAAGGGAUUGGAUUAGCAGGAGUUAUCCUAGCAAUGGGCUCAUCAGCCUGAUGAAAGUAUGGAUACCCUCCCAUCAGUGCUGUGGGAAAUUGAUACACCCUUUGAGACGCUUGGAGCAGAUCAAACCCUGCCGGAUACAUCAUCAGAUUGUUAUUAUCCUAGUUCCUAUUGACUUCCACGGUUGGCAGGCUCUUCUACUACUACUCUACAUAACUGUUUCUAGAUUACUCUUAUGAAUAGUAACUGUUUCUCGUCUCAUAAAUUUUACUUUUCCUUUUUCCAUAUUAAAACUCGAAAAUCUCUAAAUACAAUUUCUGAUUUCCUAA
Molecule: messenger RNA, 1789 nt
Organism: Theobroma cacao (cacao)
Lineage: Eukaryota; Viridiplantae; Streptophyta; Magnoliopsida; Malvales; Malvaceae
Source: RefSeq, a predicted model, not a curated record